Olea europaea var. sylvestris is the source of this 1157-nucleotide messenger RNA. Its product is annotated as DNA-directed RNA polymerase III subunit RPC7-like. Gene Ontology annotation, biological process: transcription by RNA polymerase III. NCBI's taxonomy places the organism in Eukaryota, Viridiplantae, Streptophyta, Magnoliopsida, Lamiales, Oleaceae. The transcript is spliced from 8 exons. Gene Ontology annotation, cellular component: RNA polymerase III complex. Bases 106 to 732 code for a protein of 208 amino acids. The record is from RefSeq and is a predicted model, not a curated record.
ACAAUUAAUGGAAUUGGUCAGGUUCGAACAAACCGGACGAAACCCGUAUUUGCCCACUCUCCUUCCGUAUAAAUAAAUUAGCAAUUCGGAAAUUGUGUUCGAAGAAUGGCGUUUAGAGGAAGAGGGCGCGGCCGUGGCGGUUUCGGCGGUGGCGGUUUUCGUGCUGCUAAGCAAGAGCCGUUUGAAUUGUAUCCGGAAAUUGAAGAUUUAGGAACUGCAGAAUAUUCAACUAGAAAUUUGCAAUUAAUAAAAUGGUAUUCAAAUUUGCAAAAAUACUGGAAUUCCUCUCCUUACUACUACGAAGGUGGAAGCGAACGCACUAGGAAUGUGCAAAAACCAGAUGUGGAAAGGUUGUCCGACAAAAAUUCGCAAGUCACAAAUGCCAAGCCCCCGCUUUGGCACUUCAUUAAGUUGGACACUGAUCAUGUUCCUGCAGAACUAGCUAGAGGUGAUAAGAAGGAAAAACUCGGCAGCAAAAAAGUGAGAUGGAACCCGGAAUUAGCAGGCAUGCACAAAUUGGAUCUCUUUGAGAAGCUUGAACAGAAGCAUCAAGGCCAAGAAGGAAAGGAAAAUAAAGAAAAUGAAGAUCAGGAAGAAGACGAUGAAAGAAAUGAAGAGGAAGCAGAAGAAGAAUUUAGUGAUGAGGGUGAUUAUGAGCAGAAUGAAUAUUUUGAUGAUGAUGAAGAUGACUACAAUAUGGCCGAUGACAAUGAUGAUGAGCCCUUCUUUUAGGUUCCGAUAAUGGGAAUCUUUCAUCCAACUUGCUUCGACCUGGCUUUAAUUUUGCACUAUUGGAGCCUUACUUUGAUUCCUUGCCCUUUAAGAUCAACAUGCCAGGAGGACCUUAGAAUUGUUUUGCUAGAAGAUGGAAGGAAAACAGCUCAAGGGGUGAGAUGUUUGUUCAACUGCAAGAUCUGUUCAGUUUUGCACAUAAAAGAAGGAAAAGUGGAACAAGCUGAAUUGGCAGAAUUUUUAACUCUUUCAUAUUUAUAUUUUAUUUAUAUGUGAAUUACCUGAAGGUUUUUCCUUUCUACGUUCUGCCCAAGGUUAUGUGAUGAGGACAUUUACUUUUUGUUUAUUUUUAAUUGGACUUUAUUUAUGUUUUAGAUUUUAUUUAUGUAAUUGGGCUUGUAUUGAUUUAAGUCCAUUCUACUUAA